GCGGAGGUAGGCGAUGACUGCACACAGCCCACAGACCUGGUGAAGGUGAAGACAGAGCCCACAGUUUGUAAGACGGAGCCGUCCUCGCCCCAGCAGAGCCCCGCAGAGGACCAGACGGAGCCCGUCGACCUGUCGCUCAACAAGCCCCGCUCCUCUUCACUUCCUGCUUCUACGACAUGCACCACAGUCAACCCUGCACCCAGCUGUGCCAUGACCCAACCCAGCCUUUCUGCCACACCUGUCACCACUACCGUACAAUCCAUAGGCUCCAUGGUCCUCUCUCCGGGCUCCAUCUUGGCCACUCAGGGCGCGGGGGGCCAGCAGAUCCUCCACGUCAUCCACACGAUCCCCUCCGUCAGCAUGCCCAGCAAGGUGGGCCAGCUCCAGACCAUCCCCGUGGUGGUGCAGUCGCUGCCUGUCGUCUACACCACCAUGCCUACCGAUGGUGUUGCAACGGCGGCCAUCACAGUCCCGCUCAUAGGCAGCGACGGGCGCUCAGAAGGAUCUG
Molecule: messenger RNA, 508 nt
Organism: Labrus bergylta (ballan wrasse)
Lineage: Eukaryota; Metazoa; Chordata; Actinopteri; Labriformes; Labridae
Source: RefSeq, a predicted model, not a curated record